Molecule: messenger RNA, 1748 nt
Organism: Nylanderia fulva
Lineage: Eukaryota; Metazoa; Arthropoda; Insecta; Hymenoptera; Formicidae
Product: aminomethyltransferase, mitochondrial
Biological process (GO): glycine catabolic process
Cellular component (GO): mitochondrion; glycine cleavage complex
Molecular function (GO): protein binding; aminomethyltransferase activity
Source: RefSeq, a predicted model, not a curated record
AAACAUAGCGCGGGGUCAUAUCAACAGGCGAACACUUUGAUACGUCUUUAAGCUACGCCGAGUUAGUACAUGACAGAGAACUAAAAGAAAAGCAUCAUGCUUCGUUUCGGCAUCCGCGGCAGAUUCGUUGUCUGCAACAAUCUCGAGAAAUGUCUAAAAAUUUUGGGAAGCAUCCGUGAUACCUGCAACGCGGCUGUAGUGUCAAGGGUCAGGGAGGGAUGGAAUGGUGAUUCGACGUUGCGUUCGAAUUGUUUGAUCGAUCUCGCGGCACCUCGUGCAGUUGCGAUUCAGGGGCAAAAUCGUCGGCUGUCGUCAACAUCGACUGUUACCGAAGUUCGAAGAACCUGUCUUUACGAUUUUCACGUGGAAAAACAAGGUAAGAUCGUCAAUUUUGCCGGAUGGCUGAUGCCAGUACAAUAUCAAGAUACGAUCACCGUAUCUCAUCUACAUACCAGAUCAUCGGCAUCGCUUUUCGACGUCGGUCAUAUGCUGCAAACACGCGUCUCCGGUAAAGAUGCCGGAGAAUAUUUAGAAUCACUAACCACGUGUGAUCUGAAAAAUUUAAACGAGGGCGCUGCGACUUUAACAGUCUUCACUAACGACCAAGGUGGAAUUCUCGACGAUCUUAUCAUCACCAAGGAUGGCGAAGAUAAAUACUUUGUCGUAUCUAAUGCGGGAAGGCGCGAUGAAGACAUUCAACUUUUUCUAGAACGUCAGAAAGAUUUUAAAAAUGCUAAUAAAGACGUAUACGUCGACUUCCUAAAUCCUUUGAAACAAGGUCUAAUAGCUCUUCAAGGCCCUACAGCAGCAACGGCCCUUCAAUCGCUAGUCAAUUUCGAUCUUAGGACCUUAAAGUUCAUGUACAGCGUCAAAACCAAAGUAUUAGGCAGUCCAAUCAGAAUUUCGCGAUGUGGAUACACCGGGGAGGACGGUUUCGAGAUUUCUGUGCCUGCGAAGGACGCAAUUAAUUUAGUAGAAAAUAUUUUGGACAUUCCUGGCGUAAAGUUGGCUGGUUUAGGAGCCAGAGAUAGUUUAAGAUUGGAAGCUGGACUCUGUUUAUACGGCAAUGAUAUCAAUGAGGAUACUACACCGAUCGAAGCAGCUCUUACCUGGCUAGUAGCAAAACGACGAAGAGCUGAAGCGAAUUUUCCAGGCGCACAACGAAUUCUUGCGCAAAUUAAGACAGGCGUUACGAAGAAACGUAUCGGACUCUUACUGGGUCAAGGACCACCUGCCAGGCAAGGUGCAUCGAUAUUGACGCCGGAAGGCGAGCGUGUGGGCAGUGUUACUUCCGGUGGACCAAGUCCGACCUUGGGUCGGCCAAUCGCCAUGGGAUACCUACCACCGGAUUGGGCACACACCGGUGGCGGUGUGUUGAUCGAGAUUCGGGGAAAGACUUACAAAGCCACCGUAUCGAAGAUGCCUUUUGUGAAAGCGAAUUAUUACACCGCAAAAUGAUUUAUUUAUUAGCAAUGGAAACUGAUCGAAUUGAGAAUUAUGAUAUUAUGUAACAACAGCGAAUUAGUUAUCAUUAUAGAAUAUGUAUAUAUAAUAUGUAAUAGCCUCUAUGAAUAAAUUUUAUAUAAGUAAUGUUUAUAUUCUGACACACAAAUUUUCAAAAUUUAUGCUUUACAUUAAUUUGCGUAUCGAUCUCUAAAUUAAUGAGUAAAUAUAUUGGUAAGAAAACCGAUUAUUAUUAAUAACAUUGUGUGUAUUGACGUGACAUUAUAUUUCUAAUGUAAUACUAA